Molecule: messenger RNA, 525 nt
Organism: Drosophila teissieri
Lineage: Eukaryota; Metazoa; Arthropoda; Insecta; Diptera; Drosophilidae
Gene: Eig71Ec
Product: salivary glue protein Sgs-3
Exons: 3
Coding region: 13-525 (170 amino acids)
Source: RefSeq, a predicted model, not a curated record
GGCAAUACCAACAUGUCGAAAAUUACUCUCUUUCUUGCUGUUAUUUGCCUUUGCGCGGCUGUUCAGGCUCAAAGUGACAUUUGCCGUAAAGAAAAUGAAACUUGCCGACGAAAUGAACGGAGGUUGGGAGUUCAAAAUGAAGUUUCGACCAUAUUUAAUAAUCAGUGCCGCCGCCAGCCAGGAGUUAGAAACUGGCGCAAUGUUUCUCGUUGCGAAUUGUCGCUGGCCACUUGUCGAUUGACAAUCGAGCGUUGUGCUGCAAUAAACUGCGAAAAUGUGAGAACCAGCAUUGAUGGUGGGGUCACCGGUCGCCCUCCCACUCCAAGGACUACCCCGCGGAUCCCUGACACCCGACGACCUCGAACUACUCGUAGGACUCCAACUACUCGUCGUGUCACCACACGGCGUACUACUCGUCGAACGCCAGCUACUAGAUCUUCUCGUAGAACUACACGUGGUCGGACCACAACUACUACUCGUAGAUCAUCUCGUAGAACUACGACUCGUCGACCAACUGAAGAAUGA